This is a messenger RNA of Drosophila novamexicana, 866 nucleotides long. RefSeq names its product protein THEM6. Bases 141 to 722 code for a protein of 193 amino acids. The transcript has 2 exons. Lineage: Eukaryota; Metazoa; Arthropoda; Insecta; Diptera; Drosophilidae. The record is from RefSeq and is a predicted model, not a curated record.
CUUCGGUCGCUUGUCGCUGGCAGUUGAUCGUCUGCAUUGCGUGCCGUUGCCCAAUCGCUGAUAAAUACUAUCGAAGUCGCAGCGUUAUCGCAUUUUUUGGGCUGUAAAUCGAGUGUCUACUAGAAAACCUUGCCAUCGCCAUGUCGCUGCUGGUUGUGCUGUUGAUUUUGUACAUCAUCUGGGAUGUUAACUAUUUUAUACGCUGCGUUUGUACGGUGCUCGCCGGCCGGCUGUUCCAGGGCAAGCGCAAGGUGACAGAUGCGACAACGAUUUAUGGCCUGUGCACCACACAGGAUGUGGACAUCUUCUUGCGGCACAUGAACAAUGCGCGCUAUUUGCGCGAACUGGACUUUGCCCGCUUCCAUUUCUAUGGUCUGACCAAUCUCUAUGAGCUGGUGCGUCAGCGCGGCGGCGGCGCCGUCCAGGGCGCCAGCAGUGUACGGUAUCGCCGCACCAUACCCAUAUUCCAUCCGUACAAGAUCACCACAAAGCUGGUCUGGUGGGACGAUAAGGCCAUCUAUUUGGAGCAACAGUUUAUCACACUGGCCGAUGGCUUUGUGCGCGCCGUUGCCCUCUCCAAGCAGUGCAUCACCAAUUGCAAUGUCAGCGAUGUGCUCAAGACGUAUCCGGAGGCGGCCAAGCGGCCGGAGAUGCCCGACGAUUUGAAGCUCUGGCUGGAGGCCAUCGAGGUAUCCAGCCAAAAGUUGCGCAAAGACAAAUGAGUUCCAGAAAAUGACUCGUUAGCUUCUCUGCUCAAGCGCAACUCGCUCUCACCCACUCUCCCUCUCUCUAUCGCUCUCUCUCUCAUUCUCGCUUCUUUCAUCAUUACUUUAGUUUCUUUGCUUUCAUUUUUCUUUGACUAUAUU